This is a messenger RNA of Acanthosepion pharaonis, 1149 nucleotides long. The record is from the annotation of a GenBank genome assembly. NCBI's taxonomy places the organism in Eukaryota, Metazoa, Mollusca, Cephalopoda, Sepiida, Sepiidae.
AUGUUAUGCUUCGGUUGGCUUCCUGAUCGAUUCGGGCGCAAGACCGUCAUCAUCGCUGCAUUGCUGCUGCAAGGUAUUACUGGAAUUCUGUCUUCGCAAAUCAUGAACAUGAAUGUGAUUCUCAUAUUCCGAACUUUGACGGCCAUUGGAAGUGCUCUCUCUUUCAAUCCAUCAGUUGUGUUCGGAGCUGAAAUUUCGUCAAUGAAAAACAGAACUAAUGCCACCAUAGCAAUUCAGUUUUAUUUCACUUCCGGAUACUUUAUACUUAGCUUAUUGACGUAUUAUAUACGAACCUGGAAGCUGAUCGUUCUACUGAUUUCUAUACCCUCAAUAGCAACUGGAUUACUUUUCAUUUGGUUAUUACCAGAAUCCCCACGUUGGCUACUAACUGUAAAAAAAGAAAAGGAAGCAGAAAUAAUUCUGAAUAAAAUGGCCAAAGUUAACAAGAGAGAUUUCAGUUACAAAUCCGAUAAACUAGAAAUAUCGGUGAUCGAAGAUCGGACUGUCAGGUUAUGGAAAAUAUUUACAAUUCCAGAAUUUCGAAAACGGUCCCUUAUCCUUAUGUUCAAUUGGUUUGUGGUGAGUUUUGCCUAUUACGUAUUGGUGAUAAACACUGAAAAUCUAAGCGGAAACAUCUUUUUGAAUUUCUUCUUUGGUGCUCUCGUGGAAAUCCCUGCUUUUGUAUUGUGUAUAUUUUUAUUGAACCGAAUCGGAAGAAAGAAUUUGUACAUUGCCUUCAUAGUAACUGGAGGAAUUUGCGGAAUCGUGACAAUUUUUCCAUUCAUCUACGCUCCCGAUGAUUUACAAUGGACGUCAACAGUAUUAGCUAUCAUAAGCAGAUUGUGUAUUACUGGUAACUAUGGGAUCAUCUACGUACAUACCUGUGAAUUGUUCCCCACCUGUGCGAGAAACGGAGCAGUAGGAUACCUCGCUAGUUUUGCCACAUUAGGGGGUGUCAUAGCCCCCUACGUAGUGAUGAUACGUACACUUGCAGCUGGAAGAUUGGGUGACAGUUUACCAUUGUUGACGAUGGGGUUUGCCUGCAUUUUAGCUGGUGUUUCGUAUUUCUUCCUUCCUGAAACCAACAACAGACCCAUAAUGGACAAUUUUGACGAUGUUUACACGCAAAACAUUGAGGCGAUGAGGUAA